Messenger RNA from Silurus meridionalis, 1488 nucleotides. RefSeq names its product ER membrane protein complex subunit 2 (gene emc2). Gene Ontology annotation, cellular component: EMC complex. Gene Ontology annotation, molecular function: protein binding. Lineage: Eukaryota; Metazoa; Chordata; Actinopteri; Siluriformes; Siluridae. The record is from RefSeq and is a predicted model, not a curated record. The coding region runs from base 56 to 949 and encodes 297 amino acids. The transcript is spliced from 11 exons. Gene Ontology annotation, biological process: protein folding in endoplasmic reticulum.
CACACCGGGAUGACGUCAUAGUUGUGCGCCAGUGAUCAUACCGGUCACAGUAAAAAUGGCGUCGGUCUCGGAGCUGUACGAUGUUACUUGGGAAGAAAUGCGUGACAAACUGCGAAAGUGGCGAGAGGAGAAUUACAGGAAUAGUGAGCAAAUAGUGGACGUGGGCGAGGAACUCAUCAAUGAACACUCGUCAAAGCUUGGAGAUGACAUUUGGAUCAUUUAUGAGCAGGUGAUGAUCGCAGCGCUGGACUGCAGUCGGGAUGAUUUGGCCUGGAGUUGCCUACAGGAGCUGAAGAGGCAGUUUCCAGACAGUCACAGAGUAACGCGAUUAGCGGGCAUGCGGCUCGAGGCCCUAGAGAGGUAUGAUGAUGCCAACAAGUUGUACGAUUCAAUACUGCAAGACGAUCCUACUAAUACGGCAGCGAGGAAGCGCAAGAUCGCUAUUCUACGAGCGCAGGGCAAGAGCACUGAAGCCAUUCGGGCGCUCAAUGAAUAUCUGGACCAGUUUGUGGGAGACCAGGAAGCAUGGCAUGAGCUGUCAGAACUCUACAUCAACGAACACGAUUAUGCCAAAGCAGCUUUUUGUCUGGAGGAGCUGAUGAUGACCAACCCACACAAUCACCUGUACUGUGAGCAGUAUGCAGAGGUGAAAUACACUCAGGGCGGCCCGGACAACCUGGAGCUGGCUAGGAAGUAUUUUGCGCAGGCACUCAAGCUGAACAACAGAAACAUGAGGGCCUUGUUUGGCCUCUAUAUGUCAGCAAGUCACAUAGCCAGCAGCCCUAAAGUGAGCGCAAAGGUUAAAAAAGACAACGUGAAGUACGCUGCCUGGGCUGCCACUCAGAUCAACAGAGCCUAUCAGCUCGCUGGCCGUGGGAAGAAGGAAAACAAGUGUUCGAUGAAGGCAGUAGAGGAGAUGUUGGAGUCCAUGCAGAUCACCAUGUCCUAAGCCUCAAUUCUCUUCUCCUUAGCCUCGGUCACCACAACAGCAUGGCAGCGCUCCCUGCACACUGCAGCCCAGCACCACCCACAAAGCAGAGCGGCGUGGACCACCCUGGCCGCCCCCACCACAUUCUCACACUCACUUGUGUUUUGCUUUUUGUUUUCUUUUUUUUUCCCACCCCUACAGUCCUUACUUGUCCAACAGUCCAGUUUUCAAGGCCCCCUAUUCCACAUAUUAAUUUUGUUAUAAAUCUGCCUGAAAGGACAUGAACUGCCGAAAAAUAACAUGCGCAGGUGUAUAUAGGUGGUAUGCUAAUACAUGAGCAGUGUCUGGGUGUGCUAUUAAUGUUUUUGACAGCACAUGUAGAUGAUUUAAUAUAAGAUCAGGUGUGCUAAUGUUAAAAAAGACUGUGAAUGAUGUGUAUAGAAAGAGCAGGUGUGGUUUAGAUGAGUAGAUGAAAAUGAGUAUGCACUCUGCCAUUUGUAAUAUGACUUGUGUCCAUUUUGGUUGCCUGUCCUUCUAAUAAAAAAUCGUCACUAUUUGAA